This is a messenger RNA of Aspergillus sclerotioniger CBS 115572, 2502 nucleotides long. RefSeq names its product putative differentiation regulator (Nrd1). Gene Ontology annotation, cellular component: cytoplasmic stress granule. The transcript has a single exon. Gene Ontology annotation, molecular function: mRNA binding. Gene Ontology annotation, biological process: mRNA splicing, via spliceosome. The coding region runs from base 1 to 2502 and encodes 833 amino acids. Lineage: Eukaryota; Fungi; Ascomycota; Eurotiomycetes; Eurotiales; Aspergillaceae. The record is from RefSeq and is a predicted model, not a curated record.
AUGCAAACCUCCGAUGCCAGCAUUCCGAGUCGUCUGAUUCCUUCUAAGUAUUCGCACCUCAACGCGGACAGUACUGGGUUCUCUCACGGAGCAUACGCCUCCAACAAUAUCCCCCUGCAGGGCCUGACGGACCGGAACGCUCGUCGAGCCAAUAUCCCUGCGAUUAAUACCUCUGCUCCCGUCUCCGAUACCAUGGCCGCCUCGGGCACUGCGUUUGACAUGAACUUCACCCCACUUCUACCUUCUCAGCUGCUGCUUGGUAGCCCCUUUCAGCCGGGUACCCCUUCCGCGUUCGCCUCACCUCAGUUCGCCAACUUUGGUGGCUUCUCCCAGACCAAUGCCUCUACACAUGCACAGAACCACCAGAGCCACCACCAGUUGGGAAGCCCGACCCAGCCUUCGCAGAAUGCUGGCCUAUAUUCCGGUAUGAUGUCGACGGAUGGUAUGGGUAAUUCUCAGAUGCUGGGAGCUCCUCAGUCUCCUGUUGGUGGCCUGGGGGGGUUGGGCAAUGCUGCGUUUGGAAGUCCCGCUGCCUCGGUCACCCCUGGGUUGCUUUCGGGUACGAGCCGAACCGUGUACCUGGGUAACAUCCCGGCAGAAACCUCCGCGGAAGAGAUCUUGAACCAUGUUCGGAGCGGUCAAAUCGAGUCGGUUCGGUUGCUCCCUGACAAGAACUGCGCUUUCAUCUCGUUCCUGGACAGCAAUUCUGCCACCCAUUUCCACUCGGAUGCGAUUCUGAAGAAACUUGCCAUCAAAGGUAACGACAUUAAAGUGGGAUGGGGCAAACCCUCUCAGGUGCCUACGUCGGUCGCUUUAGCUGUACAGCAGUCCGGCGCGUCUCGCAAUGUGUACCUGGGGAACCUGCCGGAGGAAAUGACGGAAGAAGAACUGCGGGAGGAGCUGGGGAAGUUUGGGCCUAUCGACACCGUUAAGAUUGUCAAGGAGAAGGCGAUUGGUUUCGUUCACUUCUUGUCUAUCAGCAACGCCAUGAAGGCUGUCUCCCAACUUCCCCAGGAGACCAAAUGGCAGGCGCCCAGACGCGUCUUUUACGGCAAGGACCGGUGCGCUUAUGUGUCCAAGACGCAGCAACAGAAUGCCGCUCAGUUCUUGGGCAUUGCCCCGGGCUAUGCACACAUCCUCAAUUCGGCGGACCGUGACUUAAUCACCAACGCUCUUGCUCAGCAAUCCGUGGCCGCCGCAGCUGUGGCCACCACAGCUGGUGGGGUCAACAACCUGGGCAACCGGACCAUCUACCUGGGCAACAUCCACCCCGAAACAACUAUCGAGGAGAUUUGCAACGUCGUGCGUGGUGGCUUGCUUCAUCAUAUUCGCUACAUUCCCGAUAAGCACAUCUGCUUUGUGACUUUCAUCGACCCUACAUCAGCCGCAUCCUUCUACGCCCUGAGCAACCUGCAGGGCCUCAUGAUCCACAACCGUCGCUUGAAGAUUGGCUGGGGUAAGCAUUCGGGUCCUUUGCCCCCCGCUAUCGCCCUGGCAGUGAGUGGCGGUGCCUCUAGGAAUGUAUAUGUGGGCAAUCUUGAUGAGACUUGGUCGGAGGAACGGCUCCGUCAAGACUUCUCCGAAUACGGAGAGAUCGAACUCGUGAACACACUUCGCGAGAAGAGUUGCGCUUUUGUCAACUUCACCAACAUUGCCAAUGCCAUUAAAGCGAUUGAAGGGAUGCGGAACCGCGACGAGUACAAGCGGUUCAAGAUAAACUUUGGAAAGGAUCGUUGCGGAAACCCGCCACGUCAAGCAGGCAAUGGUGGCCCUCAGGGUCGCAACGGACCUGGAUUUGAGGGACCACAGUCCCCUUCUCCGGCAUUGAAUGGUUUCCAGCAGAACCUCAGCCAAUCCGGCUCUGGCUCGAGCCCGACUCAUCCUGCACUAUCCCCUGCACCUGGAUCUACGGGCUCUCAGAACGGCCAACAUCACAGACAUCCCCUGCAGACUGUCUCGUCUCCAUCUGGCAUCCUGAAUGUCGGUGCAAACAAUCCGUUAACCAUGUACCUGAAUCAGAUGUCCGCCCAACAGGCACAGGAGCAGGAGAACCGGUUGAACGACCCCAUGACCUUGGCGGCUCUCCACUCCCAGCCCCAACCACCGCAUCAGCAAUCGCUCUAUAACGGCUCCAGCACCGCCGAGCUUACCAACGGGAGCAUUGAGGCUCCGUUGCAUCAGCACAAGCCGUCGACCAACGGCUUUUUAAACGUUACCAAUGGAUCCACGGGACCCGGCCACCAUGCCACGGCUAGCACCAGUAGCCUGAGCGUGCCGCGGGCGCAGCACUCCCGGGCCGUGAGUCUGCCAUCGUUUUCUCAGGAACCUUUCGGAUCCGUCUCGAGUCAACCAACUCGCUCCGGGGUUGCUCACCAGCCGCAAAGCAGCUUCUCAAGCUUCACGUCCGCUCUGGGCGGGCUCAGCCACGCCGGCUUUGGAUUAGCCAUCCAGAACGAGAGUUCGCUGCCUGGCUGGGCCGAGGAGGAGAUUGGAGCGAAAUGA